GAUCGUAGUGAGUGCUAUUAAAUGAUUGAUUUUAAUUUUCAGACGAGCUGUUCAAAAUAGAAAUAAAAUAAUUGCAGAGUCGAAAACCUGUGUCUUCUCUUCGUCGGAUUUUCGAAAUCCUGCUAGAAAUACCGCGUACUCUUCUCGAUCUUGAAUCUUGAUCGGCUGGCCUGCACCGUAUAAAUAUACGUCCCUUUCUCUCUCACAUUCAACAAAGUAAGCUUUAACGCGCAGAGAGGAACAGAACUCUCAGAGAUGGGCAUCUCAGUCCCAAGCUUUUUCAAAGAGCGAAAAUUCCCUUUCAUCUUCACACUCUCACUCUUGCUCGUCUGCGUCUCAGUCCUCCUCUUCACCAACACCAACACCCCUGACCCUCUCUUCUUCUAUUCCGAUGUUCACACGUCGUCGUCUGCACAACCCAUCGUCAUCGCUUCUCCUCUACCCGCGCACACCUCAAACCCCAUCACAGUGCCGCCCAUCCAAAACGGUCCCGUUUGGGAUGAGACUAGUAUCCCUGUUUCUGUGAAUUUCAAUUGGAGACUCUGUACGGGAUCGGUGGCUGUUGAUUACAUACCGUGCUUGGACAAUUUCCAGGCGAUCAAGGCCUUGAAAUCGAGAAGGCAUAUGGAGCAUCGCGAGCGGUAUUGCCCGCAGCCGAGCCCCAGGUGUCUGGAGCCGCUUCCGAAAGGUUACAAGGUGCCGGUUCCGUGGCCUGAGAGCAGGGACAUGAUAUGGUAUGACAAUGUUCCUCACCCAAAGCUUGUUGAGUACAAGAAGGACCAAAAUUGGGUAAAGAAGUCUGAUGAUUACCUUAUUUUUCCUGGCGGUGGGACUCAGUUUAAGGAAGGAGUUAAUCACUACACUGACUUCAUCGAAAAGACUUUACCAGUUAUUGAAUGGGGGAGGCAUGUAAGGGUUGUUUUAGAUGUUGGUUGUGGUGUUGCUAGCUUUGGUGGCUACUUGCUGGACAGAAAUGUUAUUACCAUGUCAUUUGCCCCAAAAGAUGAACAUGAAGCUCAGAUACAGUUUGCUCUUGAAAGGGGAAUUCCUGCUACUCUCUCGGUUAUUGGAACACAAAGGCUGACGUUUCCCGACAAUGCAUAUGAUUUGAUUCAUUGUGCAAGGUGCAGGGUUCACUGGGAUGCAGAUGGUGGGAAACCACUAUUGGAGCUCAACAGGAUUCUUAGGCCUGGAGGUUUUUUCAUAUGGUCUGCUACACCGGUUUAUCGUGAUGAUGAUAGAGAUAAGCGUGUAUGGAAGUCUAUGGUGGCUCUGACAAGAUCAAUGUGCUGGGAUGUUGUCGCUAAGACUGUUGAUUCAACUGGAAUUGGGCUUGUAAUAUAUCGGAAGCCCAUCUCAUUUGUACGAUAUUUUAAACGCAAAGAAAAUAAACCACCUAUUUGUGGUCCUAAAGACAGGAAAAACAGUUCAUGGUAUGUGCCACUCAGUUCUUGUGUUACCCUACCACCUCGAUCUAGCUGGCCCUUACCCUGGCCCAACAGGCUUACCAGUAAACCUCCGAGCCUAGCUACUAAUCCAGAAGCCGAGGAAAUGUUCUACAAGGACACCAUACAUUGGUCUGCACUUGUGUCAGAUGCCUAUGCGAACAAUGCUGCUAUAAACUGGUCAAGUGUGCGGAAUGUAAUGGAUAUGAAUGCUGGUUAUGGAGGAUUUGCUGCGGCACUUACCGAUCAACUUCUCUGGGUAAUGAAUGUCGUCCCCGUUCAUGUACCAGAUACUCUGUCCGUCAUUUUCGACAGAGGGUUGAUUGGAAUUUACCAUGACUGGUGCGAGUCUUUGAAUACCUACCCUCGAACAUAUGAUCUACUGCAUUCCAGUUUCCUCUUUGAAAACCUUUCGCAAAGAUGCGACAUGAUAGAUGUAGUGGUGGAAAUGGAUCGCAUAUUAAGGCCUGGUGGGUAUUUAGUGGUUCAGGACACAAUGGAAAUGAUAAACAAGAUGAGGCCAAUUUUGCAUUCGCUUCACUGGUCGACAGCCGUCCACAAAGAUCAGUUUCUUUUUGGUAAGAAAGGUUUCUGGCGUCCAGGAAGAGGUUCAAGUAAAUCAUGAAUGAAGGUUCUGAUCUUUUUUUCGCCUGUACAAUCAAUCUUAUAUCAUAUAUUAAUCAAUUGUAAGAUAGAAGUAGAAAGUUUUGAAUAUUUAGCUUUUGACUUGCAAAAUAAGCAUCCGCGGUCAUAGAUAAGAAAUUAUUUCCAUAGUGGUAAUGACACAGCUUUUGGCAUUUUUACAAUCUAUGCCUUGUAUUCAUUCUCGUUGAGACAAAUACAAAUGAAAAGGAAGGCAUAUUACAGACACAGA
This is a messenger RNA of Prunus dulcis (almond), 2319 nucleotides long. Its product is annotated as probable methyltransferase PMT23. The record is from RefSeq and is a predicted model, not a curated record. The coding region runs from base 256 to 2070 and encodes 604 amino acids. Gene Ontology annotation, cellular component: endosome; cytoplasm; trans-Golgi network. Lineage: Eukaryota; Viridiplantae; Streptophyta; Magnoliopsida; Rosales; Rosaceae. Gene Ontology annotation, molecular function: methyltransferase activity. The transcript is spliced from 8 exons.